Messenger RNA from Carya illinoinensis, 1363 nucleotides. Its product is annotated as strigolactone esterase D14-like. Lineage: Eukaryota; Viridiplantae; Streptophyta; Magnoliopsida; Fagales; Juglandaceae. The record is from RefSeq and is a predicted model, not a curated record. Bases 127 to 960 code for a protein of 277 amino acids. The transcript has 2 exons.
AGAAGAUGCCAGAAAACAGCAAACGCCACCAAAAACAGCUUAGCUUUUCAACUCUCUCCUACGCCUACUUCCCUGCUCUUUCUUCUUUCUUCUUCUUCCUCUUCCGAACAUCUUCCUCUUCCCAACAUGGUGCUGACAGAAAAGGAUCUUUCGACUGCCUUGAACGCAAAAAUUAUUGGGUCAGGCAGUGAAGUCAUGGUUCUGGCACAUGGGUUUGGGGGAGACCAGUCUGUCUGGGACAAAAUCCUGCCCUCCUUGUCUCAACAUUACAGUGUUCUUAUUUUCGACUGGAACUUUGCUGGUGCCAUUGAUCAAGAUCUAAACCUCUACGAUCCUGUCAAGUACUCUAAGUACGAUGCUUUUGCCAAUGACUUAAUUGAACUCCUAGAUGAGAUGAGGCUGAAGUCUUUGGUUUUUGUUGGACAUUCGAUGUCUGGUAUGAUUGGAUGCAUCGCUUCCAUCAAAAGACCCGACCUCUUUAAGAGGCUCAUCCUCGUUGGGUCUUCACCAAGGUACAUAAACAUCGAGGGUUAUGAAGGUGGAUUUGAGGACUCAGACAUCGAGCAGAUCAUUUCAAACAUUGAAUCCAACUAUCAAAACUGGGCUUCAGCCUUUGCUUCUCUUGUAGUCGACACAAAAGAUCCCCAAUCGGUAGAUAAGUUCGCAAAAUGCUUGGCAAGAAUGAGACCUGAAGUGGCACUUCCCUUAGCCAAAACUGUAUUUUACAGCGAUGAACGACAAGUUCUCGACAAGGUCACUACUCCAUGCACAAUCAUCCAGACCACCAAGGACCGCGUUGUCCCAAAUUCAGUGCCACUCUAUAUGCAGAAGAAAAUCAAAGGAAAGUCGACUGUGGAAAUGAUAGAAGGUGAUGGACAUUUUCCACAGCUAACUGCGCAUCUCCAGUUCCUUGAUUUGCUAGGACGUGUCCUGGGUUUUCAUGAUCUUGGUCGUGACUAAUGCACGUACAACAUAUAUAUAUAUAUAUAUAUGUAUAUAUAAUUAUCUCAUGAGAUAAUCUAUCUAAGUUAAUUCUAGGGCAAAGUUAAGGAAUAGAUGCAGAUAAUUAGACUAGCUAGCUAGGAGUACUUGUAAUUUCAUCAUGUUCAUGUAGCGUGCGUUUAUGGCUAUGGGAAGAGGUAAGAGCUGCAUGCAUGGUGAAUUAGUUUGGUCUCGUAUGAUGAUGCAGUUUCGUCUUAUUGGAGUACUUUCGAGUUGUUAUUUAUUUAAUUAAAAGCUUUGUGAAGUUUAUAAUUAAAAAUGUUGUCCUGAAAUUAAUACUUUGGUUCUAAUUAUUGUGAGCAAGUAGAACUCUUGGAAAGUAAUUGCUUUUGUCUUUGGAUGUAUCAUGUAUGUUAGACUA